CUAAAAUCGAAUCACGAAUGUGUUUCAUUCAUUCAUUUACUUGCUAGGUCCUCCUUUUUUCCAUUUAUAUCUUGGAAAAAAUGGCUGAUAAUAAAUUAUAUGAACUCUUGGGUGUUUCUAGAAAUGCAAGUGAAUCCGAAAUAAAAAGGAAUUAUCAUAAACUGGCCAAGGAAUUUCAUCCAGAUAAAAAUCCUGCUGCAGGUGACAAGUUUAAAGAAAUUAGUUAUGCAUAUGAAGUAUUAUCUGAUCCAAAAAAACGACAAACGUAUGAUAAGUAUGGAUUAAAGGGGUUACAAGAAGGUGGUGGUCAAGGAGGUUUUCCACCUGAGGAGUUUCUUGGUCACUUUUUUGGUGAUAUAUUUGGAAUGGGAGGUAGUAGAGACAGAGGCCCAGCUCGUGGGGAAGAUACUAUUCACCCACUUAAAGUAUCUUUAGAGGAUAUGUAUGUUGGAAAAACGGCAAAGUUACAAUUAAGUAAAAAUGUCAUUUGUGGUCCUUGUAAAGGUAUUGGUGGAAAGCCAGGAUCAGUUGUAUCUUGUAAGGACUGCCAUGGACAGGGUAUAAAAGUGUCUUACCAGCAGAUUGCAGCCCAUAUGACUCGUCAAUUCCAAACACGCUGUCCCACAUGCCAUGGGCAAGGUGAAACAAUCAACGACAAGGAUAAGUGCCCAAAAUGCAAAGGUAAGAAAGUACUAAAUGAAACCAAAAUAUUGGAGGUCCAUAUUGACAAAGGCAUGCGAGAAAAUCAAAAAAUUUACUUUAGAGGGGAAGGUGACCAGCAACCAGACACUCAACCUGGAGAUGUUAUUAUUGUGCUACAACAGAAGCCUCACGAUGUGUUCCAAAGGACUGGUGAUGAUCUUGUCAUGAAGCAUGAAAUUACCUUGACAGAAGCAUUGUGUGGUUUUCAGUUUGUUGUUAAACACUUGGAUGGUCGGGAUUUACUUGUUAGACACUCUGCAGGUGAAAUAAUAAAACCUGGAGAUUUAAAAGGAAUACAAGGAGAAGGUAUGCCACAGUAUAAGAACCCAUUUGAGAAGGGUAAUUUGUACAUAAAAUUUGAUGUUGUUUUUCCUGAAAAUAACUUUGCCUCUGAAGAGAAGCUCAAAAAGAUUGAAAGUAUAUUACCACCACGUCCAGCUUUUGUUAUGCCAACUGGUGAAGAUGUUGAAGAGGUAAAUCUGAUGGAGUACACUGCCAGCGAACGAGGCAGAGGCCGUGAGGAAGCCUAUGCAAGUGAUGAUGAAGAGCACAUGCAUGCUGGUCCUGGUGUACAGUGUGCUCAUCAGUAGUUCAAUUAAAUCCUCUAUGGAUUCCUACUCAAACCUCACACUAUGUAAUUUUAUAUAGGUAGUUUAAUAUAAAUAUAAUUAUCUACACCUACAUAUUUUACAAGCUGAUGUGUUGACAACUACAAGCUAUUAUUUGUGACCCCAAUUGCAAAAUGCAACUUGAGAUCAAAGGCCACAAUAAUCCAAUUGUAGAUUUAUUUAUAUUUGUUUAAAAUGCUAGUGAGUUUUUUUACAUCAUGCAAUUCAUUCCAGGGACUUUUUGUAUGGCAGAAGCAAUAAUCAUUAAUAAUUUUAA
Molecule: messenger RNA, 1587 nt
Organism: Galleria mellonella (greater wax moth)
Lineage: Eukaryota; Metazoa; Arthropoda; Insecta; Lepidoptera; Pyralidae
Gene: DnaJ-1
Product: dnaJ homolog subfamily A member 2-like
Exons: 2
Coding region: 81-1292 (403 amino acids)
Biological process (GO): protein refolding; response to heat
Cellular component (GO): cytoplasm; cytosol
Molecular function (GO): ATP binding; Hsp70 protein binding
Source: RefSeq, a predicted model, not a curated record